GGCUCCGGACGAAUCGUCCAGCCGACUGGGAUAAAGAUGGUAAUCUGUGAGUAAAUGGGACGGGCGCCCGGGUCACCGACUCGCACCCGUUUGCACCAGAGACAAGGGAUAGCGCGUGGACGAAAGAGACGAUGGUUGUUAGGGUCAUUGCUGAUGGCGUCUGUUCUUCAGCCCUAACUCCGCCCAUUUGACUCUACGCACUGCGCACUCUCCUUUCCUUUCCCUUCUUUACAUAUAGCUUGCGCCUUCGCCCCUUGGGACUUGCCCUUCCUUUAAACAAGCGUUCGGAGACAUCUUCGGUGACAUCUGAACGAGAUACCUAUUAGCGCCACUCCUUACAUCAUCAUAUAUGAUAUAUAUCUACGACACACUCGACACCAAAUGAGCGAAACACACAAAGGGUUGCGCCCAGUCAGCAUGGCCGACUCGGACAAGACUGCUACACAGAGCCACGAGCCCUCGGUGCUUGGGGAAAAGGGUAUUGUCGAGGGCGUUCUUCCAUCAACGGCGACGGCUGUUCAAGCGUCGGAACCUUUUGCCGCGGAUGAGAAGGCAACAGCAGAAGAGAGGGUUUCGAAUCGUAACUCGACGGCCAGCGCAGUAGAGGGCGAAGCUGAUUUCGAAUACCCUGCCAAAGGAAAGCUCGCCGCCAUCACAUUGGCUUUGUGCCUGUCAGUCUUCUGCAUGGCGUUGGACAACACCAUCAUCGCAACCGCCAUCCCUCGAAUCACCGACCAGUUCAAAGCCCUGAACGACGUAGGCUGGUAUGGCUCGUCCUACCUCCUCACGACGUGCGCGACGCAACUCAUCUACGGAAAGUUUUACACAUUUUAUAGCAUUAAAUGGGUGUAUUUGACGGCGCUCUUCAUCUUCGAGCUCGGCUCCCUAAUCUGCGGUGUUGCUCCCACGUCGACGGCCCUCAUCAUCGGGCGCGCAGUCGCGGGUGUGGGUGCUGCGGGUAUUUUCAGCGGAGCCAUUUUGAUUAUUGCAAACACUGUGCCUCUACGACAACGACCAACCUACAUGGGGCUCGUCGGUGGCAUGUACGGCAUUGCGUCUGUUGCGGGUCCUCUCAUGGGUGGGGCCUUUACUGACCACCUGACUUGGCGAUGGUGCUUCUACAUCAACCUACCCUUUGGUGCAAUUACCGCCGCGUUCAUUCUUUUUUUCUUCAACAUCAAUCGUCGCAGCAAGAAGACGGAGGCUACGUGGAAGCAGCAGCUGCAAAAGUUUGAUCUUCACGGCACGGCGCUCUUCCUACCGUGUGUCAUCUGCCUGCUCCUUGCUCUUCAGUGGGGAGGCAGCAAGUAUGCAUGGGGUAGCGGGCGGGUCAUUGCCCUCCUUGUCAUUUCUGCUCUUCUGGGCAUUGCCUUUGUCGCUAUUCAAUGGUGGAAGCAGGAGAAUGCUACGGUGCCUCCUCGCGUCUUCCUGAAUCGCAAUGUGUGGGGUUCCGCGUGGUUUGGUGCCAUGCUCGGCGCGGCUUUCUUUAUUCUCGUCUACUACCUUCCUAUCUGGUUCCAAGCCAUCAAGGGCGUAUCAGCAACGAAAUCAGGCAUCAUGAACCUGCCAGCCAUCCUCGGUCUUGUCAUCGUCUCCAUCGCAGCCGGUGGUCUUGUCACGGUGAUUGGCUACUACACGCCCUUUAUGCUGCUCUCCAGUGUUCUCAUGGCCAUCGGCGCCGGCCUCCUCUCGACGUUCGAAACCGACACCAACUCGGCCAAGUGGAUUGGCUACCAGUUCAUCUUCGGUGCAGGCGUAGGCUUCGGCAUGCAGCAAACGCUUAUUGCCGUCCAGGCCACGCUUCCCGCGGACGACGUGGCCAUUGGAACGGCGAUCAUCAUGUUUUCCCAAACCCUCGGUGGCGCUCUCUUCAUUUCUGUAGGCCAGAACGUCUUUACGAAUCAAUUGAUCAAGAAUCUUGCGGCCGUGGUCCCAGAUCUCGAUUCCACGCUGGUCUUGAGGACGGGCGCAACAGAGCUCAAGCACGCUAUCCCCGCGCAGUAUCUACCCGGGGUGCUCUCGGCUUACAACUCGGCCCUUAACAGCACCUUCUACGUGUCGGUGGCGACGGCUAGCCUCUCCAUUGUUGGCGCAGCUUUCGUCCAGUGGAAGUCGAUGAAGGGCAAGCAGAUGCAGAUGGCCGCUGCGUAGCGUAGCGUGGCAUGAGACGGUGGGACAGCGAGCCGGACACUCCCGGCGCGCGCGGCCAUCAGCACCUUAAUCGGACCUUUUGAGAUACCCUUGGACCCUAAGCUGGUUCAAAGCUUUGGUUGUAUUAUAUCCCCAUGUACUUUUUUCGGUCAGCAUCUUUGGCUGUUAGCACUAGCAUUUUUUGCGAGCCAGCAUGGCGUUGUGGGACUAGAGACGGUAAUGGACUGAUAGACUGUCCUAUGGCUGCGACUCUUCGCUCCUGUAGAAUGGUUUCAUAUAGAUUGACUGAAUGAAUCGACUUCCACUUAGAUACAC
Molecule: messenger RNA, 2466 nt
Organism: Cucurbitaria berberidis CBS 394.84
Lineage: Eukaryota; Fungi; Ascomycota; Dothideomycetes; Pleosporales; Cucurbitariaceae
Product: MFS transporter
Exons: 4
Coding region: 382-2151 (589 amino acids)
Biological process (GO): transmembrane transport
Molecular function (GO): transmembrane transporter activity
Source: RefSeq, a predicted model, not a curated record